CUUAAGCCGAAAAAGCCGGUUUGUGGCGUCUGCCGCAGUACCCUGUCGCCUGGCAGCAGAGCUCUGGACUUGGAAAAGCAAAUUGAAACGACAGAAACCGCUUGCAAUGGCUGCAAUAAGAAAAUGUAUCUCUCAAAGAUGCGUAGCCAUGCAGCUUCUUGUCCAAAAUACCAGAAUUACAUCAUGGAAGGUGUGAAAGCUGUAACUAAAGAACCACUUCACAACAGCAGGAACUUCCCAAAUCGCUUUACCUUUCCUUGUCCGUAUUGCAGCGAGAAAAACUUUGAUCAAGAAGGACUAGUUGAACACUGCAAAACAUUGCACAGCAUGGAUGCAAAACAAGUGGUUUGCCCAAUUUGUGCCUCAAUGCCAUGGGGAGAUCCAAAUUACAGGAGUGCUAACUUCAUGGAGCACCUUCAAAGACGACAUCGCUUUUCAUAUGAUACUUUUGUGGAUUAUGAUGCUGAUGAAGAUGAUAUGAUGGCACAGGUUUUGAUGCGCUCUUUGAGGGAUAAAUGAACCAACUAGAAGGUUAACUGUAAACCCAAGCUUCCGUGAGGGGGAAACGCCCAGCGUCCUCGCGCUUGGCCCUGUACAU
Molecule: messenger RNA, 598 nt
Organism: Charadrius vociferus (killdeer)
Lineage: Eukaryota; Metazoa; Chordata; Aves; Charadriiformes; Charadriidae
Gene: RNF114
Product: ring finger protein 114
Exons: 5
Biological process (GO): ubiquitin-dependent protein catabolic process; protein polyubiquitination
Molecular function (GO): ubiquitin protein ligase activity
Source: RefSeq, a predicted model, not a curated record